AUGGCCGACUCCGACGUCGCGACUCCAAUCGAACUCCCCGUCAUCGACAUCUCCGAUCCUCACGACCCCGUCGUGGGGAAGGCGAUGCUCGAUGCGGCGGCCAAGUAUGGGUUUCUCUAUGUGAAUAGCAAGGGCACUGAUUUUUCGACUGAGGAUGUCGACCACGCCUUUGGAUUGUCCAAGAGGUUCUUUGCAUCUCCCGCAGCGGAGAAGGAGACAUGCCGCAUUACUCCCAAUAAUCGUGGCUGGUCCGGCAUGCACACGGAAACCCUCGACCCCGAGAACCAACGCACCGGAGACUUCAAGGAAGCCAUGAAUUUCGGCGACUUCGAAAACGGAAAAGCGCAGCAGCCUGUGCCCCCAGUUCUGGCACCGCACGAGUCUGAAAUCAGCGACUUUGCCGUCCUCUGCACCAAGACUUGUAACCGGAUCCUCAGCCUACUCGCCCUAGGCCUGGAGAUGCCCCAAGACUUCUUCACCUCCCGCCACGACCCAGCCAGCGGACCUACGGGAAGCAUCCUCCGCUUUCUGUACUACCCUUCAAUCUUCUCACCAGCUACUGCAAGCUACAAACACGAUAAGGACGUGCGAGCCGGCGCCCACUCCGACUACGGAAGUAUCACCUUGCUCUUCCAACGACCCGGCCAACCUGGUCUGGAAAUCCUGACGCCCGAGCAAACAUGGGCUCCUGUCCCCAUCGUACCUGGUAACGAUCCCUCUGCCUUCCCGUUCCCACCUAUCCUGGUGAACAUCGGGGACCUGCUCAGUUAUUGGACCGAUGGAUUGCUCAAGUCGACCGUGCACCGUGUUGUUUUCCCGCUAGCUGAGCAACGGAGUCCGAAUCCGCAGGAUCGGUAUACCGUCGUGUACUUCUGUCAUCCUGUAGACGCGACGGAGCUAGUCCCUGUUCCCUCGGAGGUUGUCAAGCAGCACCGAGCCAAGUCCGGUGGUGUCGGUGUUGUGGGCUUUGGUGGUGGUGCUGGUUCUUUGGAGCCCGGUAAGAGGCCUCUGACUGCUGCGGAGCAUUUGGAGUCGCGGCUUGCGGCAACAUAUGGAUUUACGAAGGAAAACUAG
Molecule: messenger RNA, 1074 nt
Organism: Penicillium argentinense
Lineage: Eukaryota; Fungi; Ascomycota; Eurotiomycetes; Eurotiales; Aspergillaceae
Exons: 5
Coding region: 1-1074 (357 amino acids)
Source: RefSeq, a predicted model, not a curated record